Pyrus x bretschneideri (Chinese white pear) is the source of this 1598-nucleotide messenger RNA. RefSeq names its product transcription factor bHLH68. Gene Ontology annotation, biological process: regulation of transcription by RNA polymerase II. Bases 147 to 1313 code for a protein of 388 amino acids. The transcript is spliced from 9 exons. The record is from RefSeq and is a predicted model, not a curated record. Gene Ontology annotation, cellular component: nucleus. Lineage: Eukaryota; Viridiplantae; Streptophyta; Magnoliopsida; Rosales; Rosaceae. Gene Ontology annotation, molecular function: protein dimerization activity; RNA polymerase II cis-regulatory region sequence-specific DNA binding; DNA-binding transcription factor activity, RNA polymerase II-specific.
CAGACCUCUCAAAGUUUCUACAGACUUGUUUUGGGAGCUUCAGAAAAAGAUCCAAAAAGCUAAGGGAGCUGCGAAAUCCUAACUUGUAGAUAGGAAGCUUGCUCAGCUGAUUAGCUCUCAUUCGGAAUCAGAAGAUAACGAGAGGCAUGAAUAGAGGUGGUUGCCAGAGCUCACCGGUGCAACAAAUGAUGGCCGGAAACCCUAAUUGGUGGAGUAUCAACAGCAUGAGGCCACCAAGUACCCAACCAUCUAUGAAUAUUUCUCCUUUCUUUCAUCCCCCUUCUCCUCUUCCUCCUAAUUUUUUAAUCCCACAAUUUGCACCCAACAACAACAACAACACUUCCGCCCCUUCUUCAACAAUUUCUUCUUCAGGACUUGGCAUUCCUUCUUGGCAUAUUGAAAAUAACAACCAGGAGCUUCCAGAGUCUUGGAGCCAACUUCUCUUGGGUGGAUUGGUAGGUGAAGAUGAGAAAGGGGUAAUCAUGAGACAAUUUCAUCAAGCUGCUAAGAAAUUGGAAAAUUGGGAGGAGCAAGUAUUAAAUAGCACUCAAACUCCAAAUGCUCCUGCUGUGGACGUGAAGCAAGAAAACUCAGGAAGCAGCGGUGGCUUUAUGUACGGACAUCAUCAUCACGGGAAUGAUCACAUCCAAGAUUUUAACCCAUCAGCUGCAGCUUUGUCUUCUUUGUCUCAGAUUAUGCAAUCAACUACUCCAUCUGCAGCCUCAUCUCCUAAGUCAUCGUGUGUGACGAGUUUCAGCAACAACAAUAUGUUGGAUUUUUCUAGCAAGUCGGAAGUGAGGCAUCCACCACCACAUCGAUCCUCUGAUCAGUGUAACAAUGGUGGGGCGCUUAAGAGAGCAAGGGUUCAACCUUCUUCAACCCCUACUACCUUCAAGGUGAGGAAGGAGAAAUUAGGUGACAGAAUUACAGCCCUUCAUCAGCUAGUUUCUCCAUUUGGGAAGACUGACACAGCCUCUGUCUUGUUAGAAGCUAUUGGGUACAUCAGAUUCCUUCAGAGUCAAAUUGAGGCCCUCAGUUUACCUUACUUGGGCAGUGGAUCAGGAAACAUGCGGCAGCAGCCACAGUCUGCAGUUCAUGGGGAGAGGAAUUGUAUGUUCCCUGAAGAUCCUGGUCAGCUGCUCAAUGACAAUUGCAUGAAGAGGAAAGGAGCUUCUGAGCAGAAAAAUCCUCAACCGCUCCUUCCACAUUCUCCUCACGCUCAACCCCUUCACUUUAUUAAAACCACCCAACGAAGAAAGUUCACCGACGGACUACUGCGACAAAAAUAUGGUUUAGCUUUUUGUCGCAAUUAACCCUAAUGAAGAGGAUUGUUUUGCUAGUAUGGUAGCUACGUUCGGCAGCAUAUUGACACUAUAUAAAAUGUGCUGUAGUUUGUGGAUGUGAUGAAACGUAGAGAAGAGAAUAAAAAAAAAAAUUUAAUUGCACAUGUAUUGUGUGUGCUAGUUGCUAGUAUCUUUUAAAAUAACUUUUAGCUCAUUAAUUAUAUACAAUUAACUUUGCGUAAUUACAAUGAAAUUAAGCUAUACUUAAUUAAAUUGGUUUUCUGGUUACACAUUGUUAGGAUCCUCAUGAAGAGC